AUGCAUUUCUAUACAUUUGUGAUUGCUUUGUGGGCGACUUGCGGGUUUGCAGCUGCGUUCGACAAGACUAAGCAAUUCCAGUGCCCUCCUACAGGCAAAUCCUAUGGAUUUUGCGGUUUCCCAGUAGCCACACACCCCGAAAACAAGCUCACCUACUGGUCUCUGGCACAGAUCACACCACCCGACAACAACACGCCCAACAUAUUCAACCGAUGUGGAUGGCCAUCUACAGCUAACCUUUGCGGUGAUUCUGCUAUGGUCGCAUACGUAUUUUCAAAGCUUGGUAGUAGUGAUGGCAUACCGGAGGAUGACAACUGGAGCCCACACAUCUUUUUAGAAUCUCAUGUGCCAUCUCAGGGUUAAACCAAGCACCGUUGGCCUGGUAACAUCGAC
This is a messenger RNA of Puccinia graminis f. sp. tritici CRL 75-36-700-3, 393 nucleotides long. RefSeq lists its product as uncharacterized. Lineage: Eukaryota; Fungi; Basidiomycota; Pucciniomycetes; Pucciniales; Pucciniaceae. The record is from RefSeq and is a predicted model, not a curated record. The transcript is spliced from 3 exons. Bases 1 to 363 code for a protein of 120 amino acids.